AGACUUUCCAAAUAGGGUACCAAUUACUCAAGAUCCUUGCAUUACAUCAAAAAGAACAUCGUGUAAAGGACAUAACGCACAGAUAUACAGUAUAUUAUCGGUGUAUAUAUUUCAGAAGUAUUGAUAAUUCAAUCGAUGUAAUUGAACGAAAGCUGGCUUGUGAAGUUAUCACAGGAAAUACACCACGCGGAUUAAUUUUCAUUAGUGACCUCAGUAAAACGUCAAAAGCAAAAGUGCGUGUAGACUUUUACAUUGUAUUUACCGACUUAUUACAUACAGGAGAGGUUUAAUUCGGAGUCUGCAGGAAAUUUAUUCAUCGAUUGAAGGAACCAAAUUGGCUGAGUUGUAUAUGGAGGCUGCACAAAGCGGCUCAUGGAGUGUCCCCACCUCGCCGAAAGUGUUAAAAUUCUAGCGCCACCUAUGAAAUCAAAAUCUUCACAAAGUUGGAACUGCCAAGUUUGUAGCAGUGAUAAGAGCCCCUGGUUAUGCCUGACAUGUCAGCAGAUACACUGUGGCAGAUUUGUGAAUGGCCAUGCUAAGAGUCAUCAUGAUGAGCUACAAUCUCAACUGCUGCCUGUGCAACCACUCCAACCCCAUCACUGUGUGUGCAUUGAUUGUGAAUCUAUGGCCACUUUCUGUUAUUUAUGUGAUGAGUUCGUAAUCAAUGACACUCCUGGUGGACAUAUAGAUAAUCUGAGAAAGCAACUUCAGGAAAUAAACAAUAGUACAACUGCGGAAGAUGUGAAAAUCCAAAAUGUAGAAAAUGAAAUGAAGAUGCGGCCUAGGAGGCGAGCUACAGCAGAAACUUCAGAAAAUAAUAGGAAAAAGCUCAAAACAGAGAGUGGUGCUAGAAUGAUGAAACCUCGGUCAUCUGGGCUGCGUAACCUUGGCAACACAUGUUUCAUGAAUGCUGUUUUACAAUCUCUUAGUAAUAUCCAACAGUUCUGUGGCUACAUCAAACAACUGCCAUCUCUUGAGAACAAAGUCACAAUCACAUCAAAGAAAAAGAUAAAAACUAGAAGUUGUAAAGAUGGCGACGAUGUGUUCUUGGUGGAGGAAUUACGAAAGACAUUGGUUCUACUUUGGCAGGGCAAGAAGGCGGCAAUAUCACCAGAAUCAUUAUUUUCAGUUAUAUGGAAAGUUGUCCCUCGUUUUAGAGGGUACCAGCAACAAGAUGCCCAUGAGUUUAUGAGAUAUCUCCUAGACAGACUACACACAGAGUUGUUAACUCUACUUCCUUACCCAAACAACAAUAGUCCAUAUAUAGGCCCUAAAGGCAAGAGCACCAUUGUCACUGCCAUAUUUGGUGGUAUUCUACAGAAUGAAGUGAACUGCCUCAUAUGUGGAAUAGAGUCCAAAAAGCAUGAUCCCUUCCUAGAUUUAUCCCUUGACAUCCCACAACAUUUCACGGCAAAGUCUCAUAAGGCUAAGGAGGGUGAGACGAUAUGUCAUUUGAAGGACUGCCUCGCCAGCUUCACAGAUGUGGAAGAACUAGAGGAGUCUGAACUCUACAUGUGCGGAAACUGUAAGAAAAAACAGCGGUCUACAAAAAAAUUCUGGCUUAGACGUCUACCUAAUGUGCUCUGCUUACAUCUAAAGAGGUUCCGCUGGAGCACAUACUUCAGAGUAAAACUUGAGACAUUUGUUCACUUUCCAUUGCGAGGUUUAGACAUGAACAACUAUAUGCUCAACAACAUGCAUGAGACGCGAGGAAACACAAAUGGUAGUACCAUGUAUGACCUAGCUGCAGUAAUAGUUCACCAUGGAUCAGGAGCCGGAUCAGGGCAUUACACAUCAUACGCCAUCCAUGAAGGGCGAUGGUACCACUUCAAUGACAGCACAGUGUCCCUGAGUGACGAAGAGACCGUAGCUAAGUGUAAAGCUUACAUUUUAUUCUACGUGAGACGCGAGUUUAAGCUUCCUGACUUCGUUCCAAACUCGGACUGA
Molecule: messenger RNA, 1947 nt
Organism: Owenia fusiformis
Lineage: Eukaryota; Metazoa; Annelida; Polychaeta; Sabellida; Oweniidae
Source: the annotation of a GenBank genome assembly